AUGACUGUCAACUCAGAGGAGCAUCAAUACCUGGAUCUCGUCCGGCGGAUCAUUGCGACUGGUCAGCACCGUCCAGACCGUACAGGAACCGGAACCUAUGCUAUCUUUGCGCCGCCUGCACUCCGCUUUUCUCUCGCCGACGGAUCAUUCCCUCUGUUGACGACCAAACGAGUCUUCACCCGAGGUAUCAUUGAAGAGCUCCUGUGGUUCAUCUCGGGAUGCACAGACGGCAAGGUGCUCACGGCAAAAGGUGUCAACAUCUGGGAAGGGAACGGUAGUCGGGAAUACCUCGACAAGGUCGGCCUGAGUCACCGACGCGAAGGGGAUCUCGGUCCUGUCUAUGGAUUCCAAUGGCGACACUUUGGAGCAGAGUACAAGACGUGUGACGAUGAUUACACGGGACAAGGGGUCGAUCAGCUGGCUCAGGUCAUCGAAAAGAUCAAGACCAAUCCAACAGAUCGACGUAUCAUAUUCACCGCUUGGAAUCCAAAAGACCUAUCCAUCAUGGCCUUACCCCCCUGUCACAUGUUUUGCCAAUUCUUCGUCACCCUGCCCACCGAGCCUGACUCCAAGCCACGCCUCUCUUGUCUCAUGUACCAACGAUCAUGCGAUACGGGACUCGGCGUACCGUUCAACAUUGCCUCCUACGCCCUGCUGACCUGCAUGAUCGCAUUGAUGACCGAUACUGAACCACACGAGUUCAUCCUCCAGAUGGGUGAUGCGCACGUCUACGCCAACCACGUUGAAGCGCUCAACACUCAGCUCGAACGUGAACCUCGCGAAUUCCCCAAACUCGUCAUCAAGCGGAGCAAAGAGGAGAUUGGAAGCAUAGAUGGAUUCAAAGUGGACGACUUUGAGAUCGUGGGUUACAAGCCUUACAACAAAAUUGGAAUGACCAUGUCGGUGAGUUACAACGUACGUUUUCAAUGCUGA
Kockovaella imperatae is the source of this 933-nucleotide messenger RNA. Its product is annotated as thymidylate synthase. The transcript is spliced from 2 exons. The record is from RefSeq and is a predicted model, not a curated record. Gene Ontology annotation, molecular function: thymidylate synthase activity. Gene Ontology annotation, cellular component: mitochondrion; cytosol. The coding region runs from base 1 to 933 and encodes 310 amino acids. NCBI's taxonomy places the organism in Eukaryota, Fungi, Basidiomycota, Tremellomycetes, Tremellales, Cuniculitremaceae. Gene Ontology annotation, biological process: dTMP biosynthetic process.